CGAAACGCAGCAAUUCCAUGAAAGAUUUGAAGACUGUUAUACGCACUCGAUACUUCCGCCACCACCAGGGCACCCGUGCUCACGUUCUGCGUCACGUUACUCCAGCCAAAUAGGUCCUAAACAACCAAAUCAUGAUCGUAAUUAUUUCAAUUAUCAAUCCGAUUAUUCUGAAAUACCCCGUCAGUAUUAUGAAGAAAGCUUAAUGCCUCCACCGUUGCCCCCGCACAAAGUGAAAAAGAAAUCCGUCCUCAAAAGCCCAUUAGUAGCAAUAAAAAAUGCUUUCAUAAAAACAACAAGACCUCUGAGGCGUAUGCAUAGCAUGGUUGAGCCAGAAAGAACUCCGAAAUUAUCGGUCAAGCGUCAACAUUCAAUGCUUGAACGGGGUAUGGAAAGGCCCUUUUAUCCUGAUGACUAUCCAACCUAUCCAUCUGGCUUUGAAAGACGGUACUACGAUGAAUCACGCAGAGAACACUAUUAUCCUCAACCGUAUGAAGCACAGUACCACCAAGAUCUAGUGAAUAUCACCUAUAGAAACCUAGAAAGCGAGGAUAUGUAUGGUAACAUGGGGGCAGUGCUUCAUAUGCAAAGAGGAAUACAGGAAGAAUAUAACACUACUAAUUAUGAAGAUUUAUAUGCAAAUAGAGCUUUUAUUGAUCUGGAGCGAAGGCAAGCAGAGGCAGUUGCAGCUUCGAAUCGAAAUGGUCGUAGACUAAUACGGCGUCAUAGUACUACUGCUGCCGAUCGCAUGAUCAACAAGCGGCUAAUAUCAGAACCAACUGAACCGGUUUAUGGCCAAGAAGAAAUAUACGAAAGAACUUUUGAUCAUUUUAUGUUACAUAAUCAGCUUAAAGCCCCAAAUUCAGAUAUUAUGACAAGAAGACAUUUAUAUAUCGCUUCACCAAAUGAAAGCAUAGAACCGGUUGACCAAUCACACAGAGAAGUACAAAGUCGAAUUAAUCGAAAUUACUUGAACCAUUGUAAACCAAAGCGCGAUGACAAGUCAGAUCGUGAAUCCAUUUACCAAAGUAGACGGGAAGUCCAGGAGGGUGCGUUAAAGACACGUGCUCAGUUGAGAGAACAAAUUUACCAAACUCGAAGGGAAGCCUUAGAUAGCAUGGCUGAACCCAUAUAUGUGUCAAGGAAGAAGGGUGCUGGUCGACCGGAGCCCAUCUACGAAUCGAAAGAAGAAAACGUUUUACAAUCUAAUGAAAAUGAGACUGAUGAGAAAAAGGAAGAGAAGACAGAAAGUACUGCUUACGAAAUUAAUCAGAGUGAGGGUAGUUUAAGUCAAUCGGAUCUACAAAAGUCAUCCGAUACAGUCAUAGCAAAUACAUUAACACAAUCCGAAAACUUACAAAUAGGCAAAGCGCCACUUGUUCAGGGUGAGGAUGUAUAUGAUGACUUGGAAGAUGGCGAUGACGAAGGUGAAAAAACACAUCAACCUUCUAAUUUCUCUGACAAAAACAAUGAUAUUGCAUUGCAAACUUUAUUUAUAGAAGGACCACCGAUUAAACCUUUGGAUCCACAAAAGCCAACACAAAUCAGCAACAAUCGCUUUCCGCGCGUAUCAUUCCAUAUUUCAAACAUUCUAAAGCAUACUGGCCCUCCACUCAACACUGCAAAAGCCGAAAGUAGCACAUCUCUCGAAACCCAGUACACAUCUCAAGGCAGUUUACCUGUUGGUCCGCCCAAAGCAAGUAGUACACCAUACACUAGUAAUAUGUCCUUGCCAAUUGCCGGCCCAGUAUCCUUGUCUACGCCAGCUGCUGCUGGCUUUUCGCCCACAGAAACAUUUCCAUCCAAUCCUCGAGAGCCAGCCACCACUCGUGGAAUUUUCGAUUCAAACGGAGGAACAUUAGCUGAUAAUGUUUGGAAUGUUUCACUGCAGAUACCACCAGGUGCCAUACCAAGUGGCGUGAGUCAGGAGAUAUAUUUUACAGUCAGUGAUCCACGCUUGGGAGAAGCAGUUGACGGACCGCCGUUGGAUAUGGAAAACGGUGAAACAAUGCUAUCUCCUUUGGUAAUGUGUGGUCCACAGGGACUCGAAUUCUUAGCGCCUGUGACAUUAAAUAUUCCGCAUUGUGCGGGCCGAACAGCAUCAUUGGGAUUGGCGUUGAAAGCUACAGACAGUGAAAAAAAUUUGCACACAGAAUGGGACAAUAUCGAUUUGCCAAGCAAUGCCGCGGCUCAUACAGUUUCAGUAAAAGUGGAUCAUUUCUAGCACAUUCAUUUUUUAAUCUAAUUUUAUACAAAUUUACAUAUACAUAUAUAGCCGACAUAUACAUACAGUGUAGUCAUAAGUCAUAAAUACUUCACAAAAUUUUUUGAAUAAAAAACGUGUCCGUAAACUCCGAAACAGAUAUGUAUUAAGUAACCAUAUAUUAUACAAGUAGGUUUAGCAUCUUUAUAAAUACAAAUGCGUGAAUACGUGUGCCUUUUUUAGGUCUUUAAUCUAACAUUAUGCAUAUAUUAUAAAAGCCGCAAAAUAAACGAAAAUGAAUGCAUACAAAAACAUAAA
Messenger RNA from Rhagoletis zephyria (snowberry fruit fly), 2518 nucleotides. RefSeq lists its product as uncharacterized. Gene Ontology annotation, cellular component: membrane. The record is from RefSeq and is a predicted model, not a curated record. Gene Ontology annotation, biological process: netrin-activated signaling pathway. Gene Ontology annotation, molecular function: netrin receptor activity. NCBI's taxonomy places the organism in Eukaryota, Metazoa, Arthropoda, Insecta, Diptera, Tephritidae.